Molecule: messenger RNA, 3645 nt
Organism: Colletotrichum abscissum
Lineage: Eukaryota; Fungi; Ascomycota; Sordariomycetes; Glomerellales; Glomerellaceae
Product: coatomer WD associated region
Exons: 6
Coding region: 1-3645 (1214 amino acids)
Biological process (GO): intracellular protein transport; retrograde vesicle-mediated transport, Golgi to endoplasmic reticulum; intra-Golgi vesicle-mediated transport
Cellular component (GO): COPI vesicle coat
Molecular function (GO): protein binding; structural molecule activity
Source: RefSeq, a predicted model, not a curated record
AUGCAGGCCUCCUCGGGCAUGUUGACCAAGUUCGAGUCCAAGUCCUCCCGCGCAAAGGGCAUCGCCUUCCACCCCAAGAGACCAUGGAUCCUCGUCGCACUUCACUCCUCCACGAUUCAGCUUUGGGAUUACCGCAUGGGAACAUUGAUCGAUCGAUUCGAAGAGCACGAUGGCCCGGUUCGAGGAAUUGACUUCCACAAGACACAACCCCUCUUCGUUUCUGGAGGUGACGACUACAAGAUCAAGGUCUGGUCCUACCAGACUCGCCGAUGCCUCUUCACCUUGAACGGCCAUCUCGACUACGUUCGCACUGUCUUCUUCCAUCAUGAAUUGCCAUGGAUUCUGUCGGCAUCCGACGAUCAGACAAUCAGGAUAUGGAACUGGCAGAACCGGUCUCUAAUCUGCACCAUGACCGGACACAACCACUACGCAAUGUGCGCCCAAUUCCACCCGAAGGAAGACCUCGUUGUCUCUGCCUCCCUCGACCAGUCUGUCCGAGUUUGGGACAUUUCCGGCUUGCGCAAGAAGCACUCGGCCCCGACAUCGAUGACCUUCGAAGACCAGGUCGCGCGCGCGAACCAGAACCAGACCGACAUGUUUGGUAACACCGAUGCUGUUGUCAAAUUUGUCCUGGAAGGCCACGACCGCGGUGUCAAUUGGGUUGCGUUCCACCCGACCAUGCCGCUGAUUGUGUCUGCUGGCGAUGACCGACUCGUCAAGCUCUGGCGCAUGAGCGAAACGAAGGCCUGGGAGGUCGACACCUGCAGAGGACACUUCCAGAACGCCUCUGGCUGCUUAUUCCACCCCCACCAAGACUUGAUCCUGUCUGUCGGCGAGGACAAGACCAUCCGCGUCUGGGACCUCAACAAGCGCACCGCGGUGCAGUCCUUCAAGCGCGAGAACGACCGAUUCUGGGUCAUUGCCGCCCACCCCGAGAUCAAUUUGUUCGCUGCUGGCCACGAUAACGGUGUCAUGGUCUUCAAGCUGGAGAGAGAGAGACCGGCAUCGUCAGUAUACCAGAACAACCUCUUCUACAUCACCAAGGAGAAGCACGUCAGAUCCUACGACUUCCAGAAGAGUACCGAAAGCCCGACUUUACUCUCUCUCAAGAAGCUUGGAAGCCCUUGGACCCCGCCGCGAACCUUGUCGUACAACCCGGCCGAACGCUCCGUUCUAGUCACCUCUCCCUCCGACAGCGGAUCUUACGAGCUGAUCAACCUUCCUCGCGAUGGAUCCGGUGCCAUUGAGCCCACCGAGUCGAAGCGCGGCCAGGGCAACUCGGCCAUCUUCGUCGCCCGCAACCGUUUCGCUGUCCUGAACACGUCUAGCCAGACAAUCGACAUCAAGGAUCUUUCCAACAACACGACCCGUUCCUUCAAGCCUCCUGUCGGAACCAGCGACAUCUACUUCGGUGGUACCGGCAACCUCCUCAUCAUUACGCCCACCGCUGUGCAUCUUUACGACAUCGGGCAGAAGAAGAGUGUCGCCGAGUUGGCUGUCAACGGUGUCAAGUACGUUGUGUGGUCGAAUGAUGGGCUGUACGCGGCCCUUUUGAGCAAGCACAACGUCACUAUCGUGACGAAGACCCUCGAGCAGGUCAGCACAUUGCACGAGACUAUCCGAAUCAAGAGCGCAACCUGGGAUGAUGCUGGUGUUCUGUUGUACUCGACCCUCAACCACAUCAAGUACACGCUCCUGAAUGGAGACAACGGUAUUGUCCGCACCCUUGACCAGACCGUCUAUCUGGUCCGUGUCAAGGGCCGUAACGUCUACUGCCUUGACAGAGCGGCCAAGCCCAAGGUUCUCCACGUCGAUCCCACCGAAUACCGAUUCAAGUUGGCCCUCGUCAAGCGUAACUACGAGGAAAUGCUCCACAUCAUCCAGAACUCCAGUCUUGUUGGUCAAUCCAUCAUCUCCUACCUUCAGAAGAAGGGAUACCCCGAGAUUGCUCUGCAAUUCGUGCAGGACCCCGCAACCCGCUUCGAGCUCGCAAUCGAGUGCGGAAACCUGGACGUUGCUGUCGAGACUGCCAAGGAGCUUGAUCGUCCUAAGCUUUGGCAGAGGUUGAGCGCCGAGGCCUUGGCUCACGGAAACCACCAGGUCGUUGAGAUGGCUUACCAAAAGCUCAAGCAGUUCGACAAGCUUUCAUUCCUGUAUUUGUCCACCGGUGACCACUCUAAGCUGGCACGUAUGGCCAAGAUUGCCGAGCACAGAGGUGACUUUACUGCACGUUUCCAGAACGCCCUCUACCUCGGUGAGGUUGAGGACAGGAUCCAGAUGUUCAAGGAAAUCGACCUGUACCCGUUGGCAUACAUGACCGCCAAGUCCCACGGCUUGGAGGAGGAGUGCCAGGCUAUUCUCGAGGCCACUGGUCUCACCGAGGACCAAUUGGAGACGCCUACGAUUGGGGAGGCUCUGACGCCCCCUAAGCCUGUCGUCCCCACAUUCAAGGCAAACUGGCCCACCAAGGCCACUUCCCAGUCUGUCUUCGAGAAGGCCCUGCUUGGCCAGGUUGAAGGACUGUCUCUGGAGGAUACUCCCGCAGCUGCCAACGGCUUCGACGACGACGUCGAGGAGGAUGUCGCUGCGAAGAAGAAUGGCAACCUCAUCGACGUCGACGAUGAUGAGGAUGCGGCAGGCUGGGAUCUGGGUGAUGAUGUCGUUCCCGAGAUCGAGGGCGACUUCGUAAACGUUGACAGUGCGGACGCUGGUGGUGCUGGAAGCAGUGAGGCCGACCUUUGGGCUCGCAACUCUCCUCUGGCCGUGGAUCAUGUUGCCGGUGGCUCAUUCGAGUCAGCAAUGCAACUCCUCAACAGACAAGUGGGAGCAGUCAACUUUGCGCCACUGAAGCCCCGCUUCCUCGAAGUUUACCAGGCAUCAAAAACGUAUCUUCCAGCCUCUGCAAACCUUCCUCCGUUGGUCAACUACGUCCGACGUACGAUUGAGGAGACGGACCCUCGAAAGGUGUUGCCGAUCGUGCCCAGGGAUCUCGAGUUCCUGGCGACCAACGAUCUGCAACAGGGUUACAACUCGAUGAAGACCAACAAGCUCGAGGACGGUCUUCAGAUCUUCAAGGGUAUCCUCCACGCCAUCCUUAUCAACGCCGUUUCAAGCGAAAGCGAGGUCGCCGAGGCGAAGAAGCUCAUCACAUCCGCCAGCGAAUAUGCCGUGGCCAUGGAGAUUGAGCUCAGCCGCCGCAAGCUCGGCACCACUGGCGAGCAGCUCAAGCGCAACCUCGAGUUGUCAGCCUACUUUACCAUCCCCAAGAUUGAGGUUCCUCAUCGCCAGCUGGCCCUGCACAACGCGAUGCAAUUGGCGAUAAGAAACAAGAACUACGGUUCAGCACUGAGCUUUGCCAACCGCAUUAUUGCCAAUGGCGGCUCCAGCAAGCUGACUGAAAACGCCAAGAAAGCCAAGGCCCAAUGCGAGCGUAACCCCUCAGACGCUAUUGAGAUCGAAUUUGACCAGUUUGCCGAGUUUGAUAUCUGCGCAGCCAGCCACUCACCCAUUUACAGCGGCACUUCCUACGAGGAGUGCGCCUUUGACGGCUCCAAGUACCACAGCAAGUACAAGGGCACCGUUUGCAAGGUCUGCGGGGUGUGCGAGGUCGGCAAGCACGGCAGUGGCCUGAAGCUCUUCGCGUAG